This is a messenger RNA of Brassica rapa (field mustard), 2496 nucleotides long. RefSeq lists its product as uncharacterized. NCBI's taxonomy places the organism in Eukaryota, Viridiplantae, Streptophyta, Magnoliopsida, Brassicales, Brassicaceae. The record is from RefSeq and is a predicted model, not a curated record.
AAAGCAAUAAUUUAUGUAUAGAAAUGUGAAAACAAACACCCGUGCGGUUGCACGGGUCAAAAUCUAGUAGUAAUUAAACAUCAUGUUAUUCCUCUAACUGAAACAGAGUAGCUUAUAAUUUAGAAGUAUACAAUUCUCUAGCUUAUAUACGCGUAUGUAUUAUGAGCAUGUAAUUACUAAUAUGCUAUUCUCUAUAUACACGACACGGUGCUCAAGUUUAAGUGUUUAACAAUCCAAUUUUGUCCAUAAGAGUUCGGAUUUUUUCUGGAUAUAAGCUUUGUUAAGCCUCUUGCCACUAGACCUACCUAAUAAACAAUUAACUAAAAAGGUGGUCUAUCUUGUAAGAAGUUUGAAGGUGGAAAGCUUUAUGCUUGUAUAUCUCUCUCUAUCCAGAGUCGGUUCUGAUAUUUUUAUUUUAAAUGCAUUUUUUGAUAUGUUUGUCUUUCAUGAAGCAUGCGGUUAUUUGCAAUGUGUGUAGUUGCAUAAUAGAAUAAUGGUGUCAAGGUAUUCAAGGUGAAAAUCUACAUUGAGCAACAUUUUUCAUUUACAGACUUACAAGACAGAAAAUUUACAUUGUACCACUUUUUUAUUUACAAAAUUUAUUUCACCUUUCUCUCACGACGAACGGAAGAACCCUAAGAAAAUAUCCUAGGGAACAAAUUCCGGGAGCUGUCCCACUUCAUUUCUAUUUAAGUAUUUGUAGGCUCCUUCUCAGCUUCUAGGCAUACUCGUUAGGUGUGGCUUCAGAUCUGAGUUUAUGGUGAGGUUCAGACAGGUUAUAUGGUCGGAUCUCAUAUACCUGAGCUCGGAUGAAGAUUAGAUGGGUGAAUGGCAUGUCGACUUUUGUGUUGUGUUUCUGAGUUUCUCUUAUCAAACUCUACAGGAAAACUUUGAUGUACAUGCUCAAUCUUGUGUACCUCAUGUUUAUGGCUGAUCCUAGGUUGCCAAGUUUGUGUUCUUGUGCUAGCAUGUAGUCUUGAGUCUGUUUUCUGAUUCUGAGGUAUUGAUGGCUUGGGAUUUCUUAGAGAAGUUAUCUUUUUUUUUAUCACUUGCUUGCUUGAUUUGGGAUGUCUCUCCCGCUUCAAACUGUUUUCUGGUGCGCGGUGCAGGACUAAACCUGUUUUGAUGUGGGUCUCUACUUCUUCCAUCAGUUUUGGUGAAGCUUUUUUCCAGUUGAGUCUUUGGUGGUUGUGCGUUCUCGGAUCUCCUCUCCUUGUCUUGUGGUCGUUCUUCUCGAGGUUUCUCUUAGUUUUUGGUCGGGGCUUUAGCCUUGGAUUGUGAAUUAGAGUUCUUUGACUCUCUGGAUUUGGUUGGUCUUGAGGCUGUGAUGUUCGGUGGAUUCAAUGAGUCUUUGUCUAUCUUAGCUUAUGUGGCAUCUCCUCAUUUAGCGGAAUUGUCUUCGGUAAGUCUUGUUGCUCGAUCUUUGGGUUUCAUGUUGAUUGUCAUGUGUGAAGCUUCGAUAUAGCAAAGUUGUGACAUUCCUUGGUCUUUAACCGACAUAUUUUAUGGAUUUAGUUGUAAGGAACUGGAGCUUUAGCUCAAUUAUGUUUGAUUUUUGAGUAUUUUGAUUGUCAAUUGUCUUUUCAGCAUGCCGCUCGACAAAUGCCCUAGCUCGGAUGGUUUUCCAGCUGACUUUUACAGAUUAACUUGGGAUAUUUUUGGUCCGGACUUUGUUGUUCAAACUAAAAGAAAGAACGCUAAUCAAAUUCUUGUUAUUAAAGGUCCGAUCUGAUGUUUACGAUUUGUUGUGGUUAAUCUUCCCCCCCCCCCAAUUGACUAAGUGCAAGUUAGAACAUGGUAGCUUCUGAUUCACGGCCAAUGAGACUUCGCUUGCAAGCUGAACUCUUUUUGGCAUCAUUCGCAGAGAGAGAGAAGAGAGCAUACGCAGUGAAGAAGGGGGUGGAGCUUAUAUUUCAAAGUAUAUUAAAGGUAUUCUAAAAUCAAGAUUAUCCCGACGUGAGCAGUCAGGCUGGAAUAUAAUAGAUGAUACAACUUAUAUGGCUUUCUUUGAAGAAUUUUCGUCUCUUAAUCCAAUUUUUCAUACUUUCUUAUUUUACGGGAGGCUACCCUCUCCUUUUAGUCGAGUAAGAAAUACCUCUCCUCAUCUCUCUAUCCAUAAAAAAGCCCUUCCAAGAGGAGAGCGGAAGCUUCGGGAUGAGUAUGCCAUGGAUUCCCAAAAUUCUCGUCCUGAUCCACUAUGGAAUUGGAAUCUACAAAAACAUUCUAGGAAAGGGCUCGUAAUGAUCUUCUCAAAGAUCACAAGGUGCUGAAGUGGCAGCCGUUCCUCGGGGGAUCCGUAGGUUUUUGUGAAAGGGAUACUCUUACUUAUCAUGUCUGAAAAGAAAAACCGAAUUCCUCGAUUUCAUUCGACUUAUCCACAUUUCCAUUUCUUGUAGAGGAAGGCUAACUGCUUGCUGUAUGAGCGGUAACGUCCAUGUACGGUUCCGCCAGAAGGGCGGUGGACAGAAAUGGCCUUGGAGGAACCCCUUACUCUCG